GCUGCUGAAACCAACCAUGCAGAACGAUCAGGGAAAGAUUGUCGACUUGUACAUCCCUCGUAAGUGCUCCGCCACUAACAGGAUUAUUGCCGCUAACGACCACAAGUCGGCUCAGUUCAACGUUGCCGUUGUUGACCCCAAGACUGGCCUUGCUACUGGUGAAUUCCACCCCGUCUGCAUUGCCGGCUACAUGAGGAGCAAGGGUGAGUCUGAUGCUUGCGUCAACCGUCUCUUGCACGAGAAGAACAUCCUCUCCUUCGCCGAGUAAAGUACUGCUCUACGACGUAUCGGCGAGUGAUGGACCUUGUUUGUUCCUAACGCACGGUUUGUUGCAAGCAGCAACGCAAGUCAC
Molecule: messenger RNA, 352 nt
Organism: Perkinsus marinus ATCC 50983
Lineage: Eukaryota; Perkinsozoa; Perkinsida; Perkinsidae
Product: Ribosomal protein, 40S subunit, putative
Exons: 3
Coding region: 17-268 (83 amino acids)
Biological process (GO): endonucleolytic cleavage to generate mature 3'-end of SSU-rRNA from (SSU-rRNA, 5.8S rRNA, LSU-rRNA); translation; endonucleolytic cleavage in ITS1 to separate SSU-rRNA from 5.8S rRNA and LSU-rRNA from tricistronic rRNA transcript (SSU-rRNA, 5.8S rRNA, LSU-rRNA)
Cellular component (GO): ribosome; cytosolic small ribosomal subunit
Molecular function (GO): structural constituent of ribosome
Source: RefSeq, a predicted model, not a curated record